AUCGUUUAUUGUCUUUUAAUUACCAUUUUGUAGAGGCAAAAACUCUCUCUCUAAAAGAAAGCGACGGCGAUGGCGAUUAUCUAGGGUUCGAUGAGGUUACGGAUUGGGAUCCGGGGAUCUUCGGAUUAACAGGGAGUCGCCGAGAUCUCUAUCACUAUGAUACGAGUGGGGCGAUGGGGAGUAUCAAUGGAGAAGGGCGUCUAGGGAUUUUCGGGGGAGACAAGGAGAUCAGAGGGAUGAUGGUGGAUCGAAGAAUCUGGAUUCUUUCCCGAUCUGGGGUGGAGAUUGGGUUGUCGGCAAAUCAAUUAUCAGAUUUGGGUGGGUCAGCUAGUAGGAAAGGGGGGAGAUGCGAAGAAUGGCGAGAUGGCUCGGAAGCGGUUAAAGAUUUCUGUACCUCACUUUGAUAACUCGGACCUGAUCAAAAGCUAUGCUUUGACAUUGGUGGGGAGAUGCAUGAAUCCGGAGAAGCAAAAGGUUGAUGCACUUCUGGUAAUGUUACCUAAGAUCUGGAAGGUGGAAGAGAGGGUAACGGGUGCUGAUUUGGGAAUGGGGAAGUUCCAGUUCCACUUUGAGAGAGAGGAAGACAUUGAAGCGGUUCUGGAGAUGCAGCCGUAUCAUUUUGAUUACUGGAUGCUUUCGUUGGCAAGAUGGCAACCACGUAUGCCUAGAAACUUUCCCUCUGAGAUUCCUUUUUGGAUCAAAGUGGAGGGACUCCCGCUGGAGUUCUGGUCUACAGCAACAUUCCAGAGCAUAGGGGAUGCUAUUGGAGAGACAACGGACGUGGAUUUGGACUUUGGCAAGAUGAGGGUUGUGAUUGAUGGUGCUAAGGAACUGUGCUUUGAAACAACGGUUGACUUCAAAGGCGGUGAGUUCUAUGAGGAGGAGGAGGCGCCGGUUCUUCUCAAAUACGACAAGUUGUUUGGGUUUUGCAAGCUACGUUUCAAGCUGUGUCACGACGAGGACCAGUGCCCGUUGAAUCCGAAUCCUCCAAAGAAACAAGAAACUAAGGACGGAACAGAAGGAAAAACGGAGGAUCGAGCAAGGAGUUAUAAGGGAGUGGUGAUCAAUGGGGAAGCAGGCAAUCAAGAGGCUUUCAAGGAUCAGAGAGUUUACUAUGGCAAAGGUAAAGGAAAAAUGUAGGAGGAGCCGGAGUCUAAGUGGGUCAAGGUUCCGGAAAGAGGAAGUAAGAGGCCCCAUC
Messenger RNA from Brassica oleracea var. oleracea, 1198 nucleotides. RefSeq lists its product as uncharacterized. The record is from RefSeq and is a predicted model, not a curated record. Lineage: Eukaryota; Viridiplantae; Streptophyta; Magnoliopsida; Brassicales; Brassicaceae. Bases 364 to 1140 code for a protein of 258 amino acids. The transcript is spliced from 2 exons.